Acanthoscelides obtectus is the source of this 213-nucleotide messenger RNA. The record is from the annotation of a GenBank genome assembly. NCBI's taxonomy places the organism in Eukaryota, Metazoa, Arthropoda, Insecta, Coleoptera, Chrysomelidae.
AUGCUUUCUGAAUGUGAGAGUGACCCAUUUGCCACCAGUGAUGAUAGCAAUGAAAUGGACUAUAUACCAACAUUAAGGAAAAACUCAACUCACAGUAGAGAUCCAGAUAAUAUCGAAAACUCAUCAGAACAUGAUAAAAAUGAGCCGAUGAAAACCAAGAAAAACACACAGAGAGACAGAGGAAUCCGGGUGCAUGGAGAAGAAAUGAAAUAA